UGGCUGCGGUGUUCAUCGAUAGCUGGUGCAGCCCUCGUCGCUGUAAUUAUAAUGUGCAUUUGUUUUUGUCCACCAGAAUUGUCCGAUUUUCCAGUUGCAUUAUUUGUUUUGAUACGAUGAGAGCGCGGUGGUAGCAACGUAUAACGGUGUAGGUGUCCGGUGUCCUCGCGCUUAUGUUCGUUUCGUAUUUGUUUGCACGAAAAGGAGGUUUGGUGUUGAGGCCGUCAGCCAAAAAACAAGACAGCUGAUCACAGACUAUAUCUUCUCACACCUGCUACGAUUAAGGGAGAUUUAUUUACAAAACUGGCCUGCAAAAGGGUUUUCGGCGCCGUCACCCUGUUUAUAUAACACCAAGUUGAGUGAAGAUGGCCCUGCCAAGGAAUCUGGUAUCCAAGAUCUAUGACAUCAAGGCUCAUGAUAGCAGGGUCACUAGCCUGGACCUGGGCGAGACUGGCCGGGUGCUGGUCACCGGUGGAGAGGAUCGCAAUGUCAAUCUCUGGGCGAUUGGGCAGAAUGAGUGCUUCAUGUCUCUGACAGGCCACAAUCGCUCCAUUGACUGCGUCCGUUUCGCGUACAGGGAUGACUUUGUUUACUCCGCGGACGAUAUUGGAAUUAUCCGGCGAUGGGACUUGAAUGCCCAGAAAAUUUACUCUACGCUUAAUGGGCACAUGAAGAGUGUCCGUACUCUGGACUUUAAUCCCUCCGGGGAGUAUGUGGUGUCCGGUAGCAAUGACACGACCGUGAGGUUGUGGGACGUGCAGAAUGAAAACAAUUGCAUUCGAAUUUGCCGAGGCCACAUGUCGCAUGUAAACUCUGUGAAAUUCUCACCAGACGGCCUCUGGAUUGCCUCCGCUGGCCUGGAGGGCUCCAUUCUCAUCUGGGACAUACGAAAGAGCAAACAGAUCAUGGAGUUUAUAGCCGAGUCGCCGGUAACAGCCAUCACCUGCAUUCAGUUUCAUCCGUUUGAGUUCCUGUUAGCCGCCGGCCGUGUGGACGGAACCGUGUGUAUUUACGAUCUGGAGCAGCAGCAGCUCGUGUCCCAGACCACACACUUUUAUGGCCAAAGCAUCAAGUGUAUUACGUUCAGUGAAAAUGGCGAGUGCCUUUUCGUGGGCAGUGCAUCCGGCAUUUCCGUCAUCGGCUGGGAGCCCGAUCGUGAGCUGGACCAUAUCAAGAGUACCUGGUCCUCGUUGGGCGAUAUGAAAGUGGUCAAGAAUAAGCUGAUCUGCGGUUGCCAUGAGGACGACACCGUCUCUAUCAACACCAUCAGCCUGGACCGUGUGAUACCGUUUUAUCAGCCGCCCAACGCAUUGCCCAACUUCAAGCACAACUCGACCAACCGGAAGAGCUUCACGCGCGGCAACCAAAAGUUCCGGCUGUCGCUGGGCGGCUCCAAGCCGGCCCAGGUUCGUGAGGAGCACGAGGACAAUAAGAGUGAGCUGUCGUCGCCCAACUUGAGUCUGGAGGUUGUGAAUGAGGCUGUGCUGGAGUCGGCGGAGACAUCGCCGAUGUCCUCGCUACCGCCUGCUCAGCUUCCGGCAAUGCCGCCGGGCUCCUCGUCCUCAUCGGCAGACCUUGCGUAUCAAGGCAGCUUUUAUGGCCAUGGCGAGGCAUCGCUGAGGCACGGCAAGUACUCGCGUGGAGCCGACAGCCUCACAUACAACAUUGAGGCCAACUAUGGUGGCAAUUAUGGCAUGGAAAGCCAGAGCCACAUCCGCUUGCAGUCAAUGAACGGGCCCAGUUCGCUUCACAACUACAACAUAUACUCGCUGGGGAAAGACGAGGACUCCGAUGCGGAGGCGGGUGUGCAGCAGUUAAAUGACAGCAACCCGCCGAUACUCACCAAUUACGACAACUACGAGAUGGCCGAGGACUUCCCCGUCAAUCAGAACCUCAACUACAUGGCCAAUCCGUACAAGAGUGCCUCCAUCGUGGCAGCUUCCUCCACCAUCAACGCCUCAUCCAAGUCGAUCAAGAAGACCACGAUGACCGGCCUGCACAAGCGGACAACAGGCAGCAUGGCCAGCACGAAGCAAAGCUCGGCCAGCAAGCUCAGCCAGGUGUCUUCCGUCAGCUCCAUGGAGCUGCACAAGCUGGAUGACAAUAUGGUACUGAAGAAGUCGUCCUCAUCGAACGUGGUCAAUAAGAACAAGCGGCCCAUGGGGGGUGCCGCCGCCCAAAGCCAGUUCUACAAGGAGAACAGUCAGCAGCAAAAGAACAUCAGUGUGGAGAUCAUAACGAAACCACCGAUGCGAUCCCGGACCACCCUAGACAUGCGCUCGUCGCAGCAGCAGCAGGCCAAGGCGCAGGAGAAGUCUCACAACGCUCAUCAGCCACUGAGCAAUCGAAUCACGGCGGAUGAUCAUCAUUACGACUUUGAUGCUCUUUCGAGGCCGCACGAGGCUGUGCUGAAGGAGCUGAGCAAUCGCCAGUCUAGCCUGGAUUUGUUGCGGAAUGCCACGCGAUCGCACGAUGUUCUGGGCGCCUUAAGGCAGGCAAAGAACUGCGGCAGAUCCAUUUUCAUAGACCUACUUGGAGCCAUACUAGAAAAGCCGUCAUCUUGGAACUUGGAUUUCUGCAUGUUUGUGUUGCCAGAGCUUUACGAGCUGCUACAGAGCCAGCACAAGUUCCACUUUACACGUGCCUGCGAUACACUUCGUAUUAUUCUGUCCAACUUCUUGCCCAUCAUUCAGGAAAACCUCGACUCCUGGGCAUCCAAUGGCUUGGGUGUGGAUGUGACGCGCGAGGAUCGACAGAGGAAGUGCGCCGAAUGCCAACGAUGGCUGCUCCAAAUCAAGAAUCUGCCUGAAAGCAUCCAUUUCGGUUCCACGUUGACGCAACUGCAAAACACUAUUGUUUUCUAAGCUGUAAAUUGUCGUGAGGUCGUCAGCUCUGGAAGGGUACGACGGAGAGAGGAUCCGGGGAGAAGAAAAACCACCAGCUUCCUAAAAACCUGCUUUGAACACAGUGUUGUGUGGGGAGUUACGCCUCAUUUGUUGUCGCUCUAAGCUGCCAAAACUACGGAAUUUUGAAACAAGUAAAAACAAAAAACAAGAAAACAAGAAAACCGAUGGAGGAAUAGUUUGAGGGGAGCGCGAGCCCGCUCUUUUGCACCCUGUCCUCUUCGUCCAGCAUUAACUUAGUCAUUAAAAAUGAUUUCUAUUAUUAAUUUUUGUUAUUGAAACUAAUUUAUACAAUUAUUAUUAUUUACCUAAUAUGUCUUAAGAUAUAAAUUUCGCAAAAACACGUA
Molecule: messenger RNA, 3250 nt
Organism: Drosophila kikkawai
Lineage: Eukaryota; Metazoa; Arthropoda; Insecta; Diptera; Drosophilidae
Gene: kat80
Product: katanin 80
Biological process (GO): microtubule depolymerization; microtubule severing
Cellular component (GO): katanin complex
Molecular function (GO): microtubule binding
Source: RefSeq, a predicted model, not a curated record